GCCCUUCCUUCUCUUUCCCAGCGCGGGCACCACUCAGACCCAGCUGCCCCCAGCCCCUGCCCGAGCUCCCCCUGAUGCCAACAGCUCUCAGCUCUGCCCGCUGCCGCCUUGGUUCUGCCCCAGCCCGGGUAGCCAGGAGCCGCCAGCAUGGGGCCCGCUGAGGAGCUGGUCCGGAUCGCCAAGAAACUGGAUAAGCUUGUGGCCCGGAGGAGCACGGAAGGGGCCUUGGAUCUGCUCAAGUCCCUCACUGGCUACACUAUGACCGUCCAGCUGCUCCAGGCCACGCGCAUCGGAGUGGCUGUCAACUCCAUGCGGAAGCACUGCGAGGAUGAGGAGGUCGUGGCCUCGGCCAAGAUCCUCAUCAGGAACUGGAAGCGGCUGCUGGAGCCCUCUGGCACCCCAAAAAAGGAAAAGGAUGUGGAUGGGAAGAAGAGGGCCACAGAUGGGGAGAAGGAGAAGGUGCUGGAUCUUGCCAGCUGCCCCAGUGAAGGGGAGAAGCACCUCAGGAGCCCAGCUGAGAAGCACAAGGAGAAGCACAAGGAGAGGGAGCCCAACGAUGGCUCCGCUGCGCCCUCGACGUCACCUCUGGAUGGCAAGAAAGAGAGGAGAAACUCUGCUGACUCGAGGUCCUCCAGAACCUCAGCUGCCUCCUCCCCACAGAAGAGACCAUCAGGGGACAGGAGAGCCUCUGUAGGCACCAGUCCCUCUCCAGCUUCCUCCAGCUACCAGAGGAACUCCGGUGACCACAAGGAGAACAGAGCCAAUGGCAGCAAGGCCAAGCCAGAGGCACCACAGACCCCCACCAGCCCUACCUUCUCUCCUGGCCCCUGCCUCCUGGCCCCCUGCUACCUGACAGGGGACUCGGUGAGGGACAAAUGCAUCGAGAUGCUGGCAGCUGCCCUGCGUGUGGAUGAAGACUACAAGGAGUGUGGUGUCAACUGUGAGAAGAUGGCAUCAGAGAUUGAAGACCAUAUCUUCCAGGAGCUGAAGAGCACAGACAUGAAGUAUCGCAACCGGGUGCGGAGCAGGCUCAGCAACCUGAAGGACCCCAAGAACCCGAGCCUGCGGAGGAAGGUGCUGCGCGGGGCCAUCCCGCCCAGCCUCAUCGCCCGCAUGAGCGCCGAGGAGAUGGCCAGCGAGGAGCUGAAGAGGCUGCGCAGUGCCAUGACCCAGGAGGCCAUCCGGGAGCACCAGAUGGCCAAGACGGGCGGCACCGUCACCGACCUCUUCCAGUGUGGCAAGUGCAAGAAGAAGAACUGCACCUACAACCAGGUGCAGACGCGCAGUGCCGACGAGCCCAUGACCACCUUCGUGCUGUGCAACGAGUGCGGCAACCGCUGGAAGUUCUGCUGAUGGUGCCCGGCAGUGGGGCUGGAGGGAACGUGGGGCAGGAGAGGAAGCUGUGAUGGCCACGGCAGGGUGGGGAGGGAGGGUACUGGGGCAGUGCUAGUAGAUCCUGGCCCCUGCGGGCCAGGUCCCUGUCUCCUUGCACUGAGCUCCCUUGAAUACCCCAGAGAGCUGUGCUCUGACAGGUGGUUUGCUGAAUUCAAGUGGCUCCUGCCUGUAAAGACCUGCCCUUGGCUUGGGGUGUACCACUGGGAAUAGACCUCAGCAGCCUGCCCUUCCCUGGGGCAAACCUGGACGUGGAUGGUUGGAGGGCAGGAGGGACUUUGCCCCAUGGACCUGGGGCUGUGGCACUCAGCCUGAGGCUGAGGGUGGGGCCAGGUUUUAAACAUCUUCCUCACCUAAAUGCACACCGUGGGGGGACACAGGGGAAUGGGGUACUGGUGGGGUGCCACCAUGUCCUUCUGCUCUGUGACACAUGGCCCAUCCACCCUGCGUCCCGG
Pogoniulus pusillus (Red-fronted tinkerbird) is the source of this 1847-nucleotide messenger RNA. Its product is annotated as transcription elongation factor A protein 3-like. The coding region runs from base 148 to 1353 and encodes 401 amino acids. Gene Ontology annotation, cellular component: nucleus. The record is from RefSeq and is a predicted model, not a curated record. Lineage: Eukaryota; Metazoa; Chordata; Aves; Piciformes; Lybiidae. Gene Ontology annotation, molecular function: zinc ion binding; nucleic acid binding. Gene Ontology annotation, biological process: transcription elongation by RNA polymerase II; DNA-templated transcription. The transcript is spliced from 13 exons.